AUGGCAGGCGAAGAUGAAGCAGAGACUAUAAGGUUGUACAUAGGGAACAUCUCAAAACAGCUUUCAGAUAAUCUUACACCAUUGGUGGAUCGUCUUGAAAGAUUUGGCAAGCUCAACUCAGAAAUUGAACUAAAGUGCAAAGAGACAUUUCAAGAUGUGAAUUACUUUGGGUUUGUGCAAAUCAAUAUAUCUCCAAACCAGUUCAAGAAGCUAUCAGCUGCGUUCCAUAAAGUGAAAUUCAUGAAUAGUAUGUUGGUGAUUCAGAAAGCCAAGCCUUCGUUCAACGAAACUCACGCCCAGCAGCUCGAUUCAAUCAUAAAAGAGGAAUCAAAAGCUGAAAAAGAGCAUAAUAUCAGUGAAGCAAAAUCUGCCAUUUUGAAAUCACAUAUCCAACAAGGCCAGCUUGAUAAGACAAAGAGACUUCGAGAUUAUUUUUUAGUAGAGCAAGGUGCUAUACGGAAGACCCCUAGAGUGAAGAACAACAGUAGAAGAAAAUUGAAUAUCAGUGAUAUAACAUACCGUGUGAAGUUCAAGAUAUAUGACAAUGAAACCAAGAAAUGGGUACAUGUGAAGAAAAUUAUAAAGGCAAAUCACAAGCAAAAGUUGUGGGGUUAUGACAAAAACAAGCAUAGAGUUGAUUUGGUGUACAAAUAUCAAAAUGGGGUUUGGAAAGAUGGGAAUAACCAUAUUGUUGAACGGCUUGCAAAGAAGAGAAAUAUCGGGGAUCUUGAGAAGACAGUGGAUGAUGCAGCUUUAUUAGUGGAUAGCCAACAUACAAAGCAAGAAAUCAAAAAGACAAAAUCUGUGUUGGAUGAUUUUCUCAGUUCAUAUAAUUUUGAGAAACCUAUUGAUUUCAAUUACGAUGAUGAUAGGAAAGAAAAAUUGGCUUCUAACCGUGAGAAGGUCGAUUAUGAGGCGGACACUCGUCAUAUGGUGCAUGAUUUUGAAGAUGAAGAUGAAGACGACGAGGAAUUUAAUUUCAAGUUCAACAGAGACAUGGAUAAUGAAAUUGUCACAAACGCCACUGAAACUUUGAAAUCAGUCUUUAAUCCUGAAGACGACAAAGAUGAAGAGACCAGGGACGAAGAGUCUGCUGGUGGAUUUGCUUUCAACUUGGCUGAUUCGGAUAUUGAAGAUAUCGAGCCAGUAGAAGAAGAAAUUGCUCCAAGAGCUUCUAUUGUUGCUGAUGUGGAGGAGCAGGAGACUGAAGUAGAACCUCAAAUUAAAUUGAAAGCUCUUUUCUUCCCACAUUUUGAUUCGCCGUUCUUAGUCGCACAAACGCAGUUGAACAAGUUGAUUUCUUAUAACCCAAUGAAUAACUCCAAUUACGAAUCUAUUGUUAACUGGAAGAAAGAUUUCAAUGACAAUAGGGUAGAGCUUAUGAAGGGAUUCAAGAGACGGAAAAGAGAUGUAAUCCGUCAUAAUACAAAAAGGUAA
Molecule: messenger RNA, 1437 nt
Organism: Saccharomycopsis crataegensis
Lineage: Eukaryota; Fungi; Ascomycota; Saccharomycetes; Ascoideales; Saccharomycopsidaceae
Gene: NOP8
Product: Nop8p
Exons: 1
Coding region: 1-1437 (478 amino acids)
Source: RefSeq, a predicted model, not a curated record